CCUGCUACUUGCUGAGAAAGAACAUUAGGAAUGCCUUUUAGUGCCUUGCUUCCUGAACUAACUCACAGUAGCCCGGCAGCCCAGGGCGAUCCGACCACAUUUCACUCUCACCGCUGUAGGAAUCCAGAUGCAGGCCAAGUACAGCAGCACAAAGGACAUGCUGGAUGAUGAUGGGGACACCACCAUGAGCCUGCAUUCUCAAGCCUCUGCCACAACUCGGCGUCCAGAGCCCCGGCGCACAGGCUGGAAUAGAGUGGCACGAUCACGACUCACUGCAGCCUUGACCUCCCUGGCUCAAGCAAUCCUCCCACCUCAGCCUUCUGAGUAGCUGCGACUACAGAGCACAGGGCUCCCUCUUCAACGUGGCGACCAGUGGCCCUGACCCUGCUGACUUUGUGCUUGGUGCUGCUGAUAGGGCUGGCAGCCCUGGGGCUUUUGUUUUUUCAGUACUACCAGCUCUCCAAUACUGGUCAAGACACCAUUUCUCAAAUGGAAGAAAGAUUAGGAAAUAUGUCCCGAGAGUUGCAAUCUCUUCAAGUCCAGAAUAUAAAGCUUGCAGGAAGUCUGCAGCAUGUGGCUGAAAAACUCUGUCGUGAGCUCUAUAACAAAGCUAGAGCACACAGGUGCAGCCCUUGUACAGAACAAUGGAAGUGGCAUGGAGACAAUUGCUACCAGUUCUAUAAAGACAGCAAAAGUUGGGAGGACUGUAAAUAUUUCUGCCUUAGUGAAAACUCUACCAUGCUGAAGAUAAACAAACAAGAAGACCUGGACUUUGCCGUGUCUGAGAGCUACUCUGAGUUUUUCUACUCUUAUUGGACAGGGCUCUUGCGCCCUGACAGUGGCAAGGCCUGGCUGUGGAUGGAUGGAACCCCUUUCACUUCUGAACUGUUCCAUAUUAUAAUAGAUGUCACCAGCCCAAGAAGCAGAGACUGUGUGGCCAUCCUUAAUGGGAUGAUCUUCUCAAAGGACUGCCAAGAAUUGAAGCGUUGUGUCUGUGAGAGGAGGGCGGGAAUGGUGAAGCCAGAGAGCCUCCAUUUCCCCCCUGAAACAUUAGGCGAAGGUGACUGAUUCCCCCCCGCAACUACAAAUAGCAGAAUGAGCCAGGCAAUGCCAAUGCAAGGGCUACCUGAGACACUGGGAAAUGGAACAUAAUCAGGAAAGACUAUCUCUCUGACUAGUACAAAAUGGGUUCUCGUGUUUCCUGUUCAGGAUCACCAGCAUUUCUGAGCUUGGGUUUAUGCACAUAUUUAACAGUCACAAGAAGUCUUAUUUACAUGCCACCAACCAGCCUCAGAAACCCAUAAUGUCAUCUAUCUUCUUGGUUUAGAGAUAACUUUUAGCUUUCUUUCUUCUCAAUGUCUAAUAUCACCUCCCUGUUUCCAUGUCUUCCUUACACUUGGUGGAAUGAGAAACUUUUUGAAGUAGAGGAAAUACAUUGAAGUAACAUCCUUUUCUCUGACAGUCAAGUAGUCUAUCAGAAAUUAGCAGUCACUUCCCAGACUGUACCACCAAAUACACAAGGAAUUCUUUUUGUUUGUUUCAGUUCAUACUAGUCCCUUCCCAAUCCAUCAGUAAAGAUCCCACCUGCCUUGUCUAUGCCGUUUCCCAACAGGGAUGUCUCUUGAUAUGAGAAUCUCAAUGCCUUAUAAACAUUCCUUCCUGUGUCCAUUAAGACUCUGAUAAUUGUCUCCCUUCCAUAGGAAUUUCUCCCAGGAAAGAAAUAUAUCCCCAUCUCAGUUUCAUAUCAGAACUACUGUCCCCGAUAUUCCCUUCAGAGAGAUUAAAGACUAGAAAAAAGUCAGCCACUUCAUCUGCACCUGUAAUAGUUUCAGUUCCUAUUUUCUUCCAUUGACCCAUAUUUAUACCUUUCAGGUACUGAAGAUUUAAUAAUAAUAAAUGUAAAUACUGUGAAGUGUGUGUGAUUUUACAAUGGACUUAUGGUUUGUGGGAAAAUUCAGCAUGGAAAUGCUUUUCAAAAUA
Molecule: messenger RNA, 1980 nt
Organism: Nomascus leucogenys (northern white-cheeked gibbon)
Lineage: Eukaryota; Metazoa; Chordata; Mammalia; Primates; Hylobatidae
Product: C-type lectin domain family 1 member A
Exons: 7
Coding region: 490-1068 (192 amino acids)
Source: RefSeq, a predicted model, not a curated record